AUGUCUAGCCACUUGAUGUUUGGCAAGCCAGUCAGGUGGUCUCUGAUUGCUAGGCAUUUGCCAGGAAGAACAGACAAUGAAAUAAAUAAUUACUGGAAUUCUCAUCCGAGUAGGAAACUUUACGUCUACAUGAGGCCCUGCAGUGAAUCCCUACCGGCCUCCACGAGUGUCACCAAAAUUACAUUUCCAUGCAAGCGAAGAGGUGGACGUGUGAGCCGAUUAGUGGCCAAAAAAUACAACAAGAUCACACCUUUGAAUAUUACAAUGACAAAGACGACGCCUGAGAGUAGGGUCCUCGACUCCAACGUUACAAACAAAGCUACCCUGCCAGGCCCCAUUACAGGACCAAGUGUCAGAGGAUGUGUGAAUGUGCAUGACUCUUGCAAAAACAGCGAUAUUUUCACUACCCCCGCUAGUGAGGAAAGUCUAGAUUCAAUCUUUGAUGAGUAUAUAGGAAAUGAGUUCAUGUUCCUAGACAACAACACCACAACUAGUGAAAAAAGUCUAGUUUCAAUCUUUGAUGAAGAUACAGGAAAUGAGUUCAUGUGCCUAGACAACGUUGUGAAAGCUAGUGAGAACACUGUAGUUUUAAAUUCAAUCGUUGAUGAGGAUAUUGGAAAUGCGUUCAUGUGCCUAGACAAUAACGUCACAGCUAGUGAGGAGAGACAACGUGAUACUUGGAGCUCAAAUCCAGAGAUGAUGGACUUGUCUGCGUGUUCCUCAAUAAUGAAUUCAUGGUUUGAGGAUGAGUGGAUAGAGACGGGUUGGGGGUGUAUAGAUGAAGGCCUUCGCCGCACCUCUCAUUCUUAG
This is a messenger RNA of Ilex paraguariensis (yerba mate), 810 nucleotides long. The record is from the annotation of a GenBank genome assembly. Lineage: Eukaryota; Viridiplantae; Streptophyta; Magnoliopsida; Aquifoliales; Aquifoliaceae.